Messenger RNA from Monopterus albus (swamp eel), 1926 nucleotides. RefSeq names its product threonine aldolase 1 (gene tha1). Gene Ontology annotation, cellular component: cytosol. Lineage: Eukaryota; Metazoa; Chordata; Actinopteri; Synbranchiformes; Synbranchidae. Gene Ontology annotation, molecular function: L-allo-threonine aldolase activity. The coding region runs from base 96 to 1367 and encodes 423 amino acids. Gene Ontology annotation, biological process: glycine biosynthetic process; L-threonine catabolic process. The record is from RefSeq and is a predicted model, not a curated record. The transcript is spliced from 7 exons.
UGAUAGGUCAUCCAUUUAUAUUCCUUGUAGUUAAUGAUCGAUUUAAAGUUCAGCACGGAAACUCCAACAAUAAAUAUGAGGAGCAGGGGCGCACCAUGUCAUUUUCCUGCACGUUUUUAUUUAAACUUUUGAACCAUGGUGUCGUCGCUUCAAGCAAAGCGUUUCGUGCACGACACAACGUCCCUGCCGCCGCACGGGGCUACUACAACAUCCCCGAGAAACCCAGGUUCCCCGGGACGUCUGGUGCGGGCAGCGUCCGGGUGGUGGACCUCCGCAGCGACACGGUGACUAAGCCCGGGCCGGCGAUGCGCCGGGCCAUGGCGGAGGCCGAAGUCGGAGAUGAUGUGAUGGGAGAAGACCCGACAAUAAAUGAGUUACAGAAAAUUGCAGCUGAUAUGUUUGGGAUGGAGGCUGCACUGUUUGUCCCCUCUGGAACCAUGAGUAACCUCAUUGCAGUGAUGGUGCACUGCAGGGAGCGUGGCGAUGAGAUGAUUGUGGGCGAUCUAUCCCAUUUACACAUCUAUGAGCAGGGAGGGAGUGCACAGUUGGCUGGUGUCCACUCCACCACAGUGACCACCCUCCCUGAUGGAACAUUUGACUUGGAGCAGCUGGAGUUGAAGAUUUGCCACGGUUACCCUGACCCCCACUAUCCUCGCUCAUGCCUCAUAUGUGUGGAGAAUACACACAAUAUACAGGGAGGACGCGUGCUUCCUCUGACCUUCCUGCAGGAGGUGCGUACUUUAGCAGACAAACAUGGUCUGUCAGUUCACAUGGAUGGAGCAAGGGUGAUGAACGCUGCUGUGGCCCAGGGGGUGCCUCCAUCCACCAUCCUGCAGCACACACACACCGUCAGCGUGUGCCUGUCCAAGGGUUUGGGUGCCCCUGUGGGAAGCAUGCUGGCUGGACCCAAAAACUUCAUAUCCCAGGCAGUACGAUGCCGUAAAGCCCUGGGUGGGGGGAUGCGGCAGGCUGGUAUACUAGCAGCAGCAGGAAAGCUGUCUUUACUGGAGAAUGUAGAAAAACUGCAGGAGGAUCACCGCAAUGCAAAAACCUUUGCUCAAGCUCUGCUCCAGUGUGAUCCUCCUCUGUUCAUUGUAGACACAGCAGCUGUGGAGACAAACAUCCUGUGUUUCCAUCUACAGGAACUUGGCCUGAGCCCCUCUGAGUUUUGUGCCCGCAUGGGUCAGGUUUGUGAGGGAGAGGAGGCAGCACUGGGACAGGGGAUUCAAGUUCUCAUGUGCCCUUAUUUUGGAAAUUCAGUACGAGCUGUGUGGCAUCUUGGGAUAUCCCCUGAAGAUACCCAGCUGGCCAUCCAGAAAAUGCAGUUUGUGGCUUCACAGUACUUGGAAAAACUCAGGGCCCAGUGAAACCUCAUGUUUCCAAAGAUGUAUAGUCUAAUUACUAGGAAGGAUCUGAGAAUUUCUGCACAGACUAAUCUAGAUGAACACUGAAGGACUAUAUACAACAAAUACAACAUGAGUCACUUUAGAUCGUUGAUCUCUUUAUAUCACUAUUCACUUCAUUCAAUUCAGUUCUCGUCAUGUAUUAAAUGUUAUGAGCCACUGUUGUCUCUUGUCAGUUUGUUUCAUUUAUUACCAUAUAUCUUUUAUUACAGAGUAUAGAGCGUCCUAACAUCUGUCAUUGCUAUUAUGUAUUAAUUUGAGCACUAAAUUGAUCAAUAUUUUUUAGAGGUUCUAAAACAUUGUUUUAUUAACCUUAACCUCUUACUGUGAGUGUCAUGGUUCUACAUGAACACAAUCUGCCCAACCAGUCUUAUUAUUUCACCUGAGAGGCUUAGCUUCUCUUUUUGUCUUUUUGUAUUAUUCUGGUUUGGCAGUGCUGUUAUGUAGUCAUUAAAAUGCAUUGUUCUUCAAAAACAAUUUACAAUGUAGUAACCAUACAGUCACAAGGUGGCACUGCUGUAUC